Messenger RNA from Bradysia coprophila, 965 nucleotides. RefSeq lists its product as uncharacterized. Gene Ontology annotation, molecular function: serine-type endopeptidase activity. Gene Ontology annotation, biological process: proteolysis. The record is from RefSeq and is a predicted model, not a curated record. Lineage: Eukaryota; Metazoa; Arthropoda; Insecta; Diptera; Sciaridae.
AUGAAUCUGUUUGAGACAUCGCUUGCACUAAUCAUCGUCAGCCAUUUUCAAAUUAAAACGCGAGGUGAAACAUUUACCUGCGGUCGGCGACUAGUGAAUCAUGAAGCGUUAAUAGUAAAUGGUCAUACGUCCAAAGAAGGGGACUGGCCGUGGCACACGGGCAUUUUGCAUAUUGAAAUAAAUCGGAAUAUCGAAUACAAGUGCGGUGGAACCCUGUUGAAUACAGAUUCCGUAUUAACUGCUGCCCACUGCGUUUACGAAAACGAUCGACCGAUAGUGGCGGACAGGGUCUUAGCUCAGUUGGGAAGGCACAAUUUAAAAAUAUCUGGAACCCAUAGCCAGGACAUUGAAGUCUACCAAGUAUCCAUUCAUCCCAAUUACAAUGUAUCCAGUUUGGUCAAUGAUAUCGCCAUCAUACGACUGGCAACUAAGGCUACAUUCAAUAAUUACGUGCAACCAAUUUGUCUGUGGGACUCAGACAAGAAGGAUCUAUCAGAAGUUGUGGGAAAGUAUGGCACCGUAGUUGGUUUCGGAAUUACAGAAAACGAUCAAAUAUCUUAUACGCUACAGCAAGCGGCCAUACCGGUGGUUGAUCUAGCUACUUGUCUGGAAAGCGAUCGAAACUUCUUCGGAAACUUUUUAUCAGACUCUACAUUCUGUGCUGGGUACCUUAAUGGUACAAAUGCGUGUAACGGCGAUAGCGGAGGCGGUCUGACCUUUGAAGAAAAUGGUGUCUAUCGUAUACGAGGCAUCGUGUCGUUAACACAGGUGCGACCCGGAAGUCAGGUACGACUCUGUAAAACUGAUCAGUAUGUCGUUUUCACGGAUGUUGCAAAACAUGUACAAUGGAUUCGUGAAAUUGUGCCGGGACUACCAUCAGCAUCAGCCUAGAAAGUUUUUGAGAGAGAAGGAAAAUUCAUUUUGUUCCAGAAACUACCACUCAACAUCAAAAUGUGUCUUCGGAU